Mangifera indica (mango) is the source of this 3641-nucleotide messenger RNA. RefSeq names its product probable disease resistance protein At4g27220. The transcript is spliced from 5 exons. The record is from RefSeq and is a predicted model, not a curated record. NCBI's taxonomy places the organism in Eukaryota, Viridiplantae, Streptophyta, Magnoliopsida, Sapindales, Anacardiaceae. Gene Ontology annotation, molecular function: protein binding; ADP binding. The coding region runs from base 182 to 3307 and encodes 1041 amino acids.
UGAGACAGUUUUUUUUUUUUUUUUAUCUGAUUGUGGUGGGGAAUCACUUCUACCACAAAAGGCGGAGGAUAGAAGUAUUAUAAGAGAUGAAUUACGUGCCAUUCUCUUCUCUUUCCUACCUUCUAUCCAUCAUUAUUCAUCCUUGAUCUCUUGACAACAAAAAACACUCAAAAUUUACAUCAUGGAAAUUGUUACUUCAUGUGUUAGUUCCAUUUCUGAAAUUAUUUUCAGCCGCUUGUUCGAUGCACCAGGACGUCAGAUUGGCUACCUGCUUAACUACAAUGACAACAUCAAAACUUUACAAAAGCAAGCUCAGAAACUCAAGGCUACCAGAGACAGCAUACAAGUGAGAAUUGAUGCUGCUGAAAGAGACAGAGAAAUUAUCUUACCUGAUGUCCAAAGCUGGAUAUCUGAAGUUGAUGAUGUCUGUGCAGAAGCAGAAAAGUUUUUUGAAGAUGAAGACAGCGUGAACAAGAUGUGCUUCAAAGGGCGGUGCAUUAAUGUCCGAUCACGUUACCGGUUCAGCAAGGUGGCAAAGCAGAAGAUAACGGUGAUCACUCAGCUCCAAGAAGGUGGAAAAUUUCAAACUCUAUCUCAGCCUGCUCCUCCUCCUUCAAGCAUUAUCAUUCCAACUGUUGGAUUUUCUGGAAUUUUUGAAUCCAGAGAAUCAAUCAAGAAUGAAAUUAUGGAGGCCUUGAAAGAUGACAAGGUCAGCAUAAUUGGAAUAUGUGGGCUGGGGGGUGUGGGCAAGACCACACUAGUGAAACAAGUUGGCAAACUAGCUGAAGAAGAAAAGUUGUAUAGUUCAGUAGUUAUGGUAGUUGUGUCUCAAACCCCAAAUAUCAUGAAUAUUCAAAGAGAAAUUGCUUACAUGCUAGAUCUGAAGUCAUUACCUGAUUAUCCUGAAUCAGCGCGAGCAAGUGCCUUGUGGGAGAGAAUUAAGAAGGAGAAGCAAAUCCUCAUAAUACUAGAUGAUGUUUGGAGAAGAAUUAAAUUGGAGGAGAUUGGUAUUCCUUUUGGGAAGGACCACAGAGGUUGUAAGAUCAUGCUUGCCUCUCGAAGCAAAGAUGUGUGCGAUGAAAUGGAUUGUGACAAAAUAUCUAUUGUUAGAACUUUAUCAAAACAGGAACCAUGGGAGCUAUUCAAGGAGCUUGUUGGAAUGGAUGUCGAAAAUUCUAGCAUAAGCCCAAUCGCAAGAGAAGUAGUCGCCGAAUGUGAUGGCUUGCCAAUUGCAAUUGUGACAAUAGCAAGCGCAUUAAGGAACAAAAAUGAGCAUGUGUGGAUUGAUGCAACACGACAACUAAAAAUGUCUGCUUAUACAGAUAUCCCAGGGAUGCAAGGAAGUGUGAUUUCAUCUUUGGAGUUGAGCAUCAAAUAUCUAGAAAGUGAUGAUGCAAAAUCAUUGUUCUUCUUCUGUAGCGUGUUUCCAGAGGAUUUUGAAAUCCCAAUUGAAGUUUUAGUUACAUAUGGAAUGGCUCUGAGGUGGUUCAAAAAUGUUCAUACAAUGAAGGAUGUUAGACACAGAGUGCAUGCUAUUGUAAGUAUGCUGACCUCUUCUUUUCUCUUGAUUUAUGAAAAACAUCGGUACACUAUGGAAGAGUGUGUAAAAUUGCAUGAUGUUGUACGUGAUGUUGCACGUAUAAUAGCACAUAAGUACAACCAAAUAAUCUUGGUCAAAGCUCGCACUGGUUUAAAAGAGUGGCCAAACAUAUAUACAUUUCAAGAUCUCACAUGUAUCUCAUUAAUGUCAAAUGAUAUUAGAGAGGUACCAGAUGUGAUGGAAUGCCCAAAGUUACAGUCUUUACUAUUGCAGGGAAAUUCUAGAAUGGUUUUUCCUAACAAUUUCUUUCAAGGCAUGAAAGAUCUUAGAGUUUUAGACUUGAGUAAAACUCUAUUAUUGCCACUGCCAGAGUCACUUUCUUUGUUGGCAAAUCUUACAACAUUGUAUCUUAACGGUUGCAAGUUAGGUGACCUAUCUAUUAUCGGGCAACUAAGUAAACUAGAAAUUCUUAUCCUUAAUAAUUCUAAUGUUAGGGAGAUCCCAGAAUCUUUCAGUCGAUUAAUUCAUUUGAGGUUAUUAGCUUUGAACGAUUGUGAAAAACUUGCACGAAUAGCACAUGGUGUCAUAUCUUCUUUGUGUAAAUUGGAGGAGUUGUAUGUUUUAAAAAGUUUUGAGCAUUGGGAUUCUGAAGGAGAUGAGGGGGGUUUGAGAAACAAUGCAAAGCUUGCUGAGUUACAAUCUUUGUCUAGACUGACUAGCUUGCAAAUCAUUAUCCCAAACUUGAAUUUCUUAAUUGAUAAUGAUGUGCCAUUCAAAAACUUAUCAAACUUUGCAAUAAUAAUAGGUGGUGUAGGAUAUGUUGAAAAGCACAACUUUAUGAUUUCUUCAAAAGAAUAUUCAAGAAAAUUGUUGAUGUCAAAUGAUGAUAAGGUUAUGAUUUCAGGAUUGAUUAAUUGCCUAAAGAAUUUGGUAAUUGGACAAACGAAAUAUUUAGAAGUAGGAAGGUGUGAAUCAGUGGUAGAUAUAUUUGAUUGUGAAGUGCUUAAGUUGACAUAUGGAAAAAGAAUGUUGCUUUUACAGUUAAAGGAACUACAUUUGAAAUAUCUGCCAAACAUGACACAUAUAUGGAAAGGUAAAACUCAAUACAUAAACCUUUUGAACUUGAAGAGAAUAGAAUUACGGAUGUGCCCAAAGUUAGUUAAAGUAUUUUCACAAGAUUUAUUGCAGAGUCUUAUUAGUUUGGAAGAAAUGAUGAUAUCUGUUUGUGACAAUUUAGAGGAGAUUUUCAUAAUGAAAGAAGAAGAGGAAAUAGUACCACCAAGGAAAGAUCUCACCACAACCUCCCCAAGUUUGAGAAACUUAACUUCUAUAGAAAUAGUAGGAUGCAGUAAAUUAAAAAGUCUCUUCACCCCCUCCAUAGUCGAAGGCCUUGUGAAGCUCAGAAGGCUUCAAGUAUAUUCUUGCUCAACAUUGGAAGAAAUAGUCACAAAUGAGGAAGUAUCAUCAUCAUUAACAAAGAAGAUUGUUUUUCCUAGUUUGUCCAACUUGGGGCUUAAAUGGCUAAGUAACAUUGGUUGUUUUAGCUCAGGCUCAUAUUCUAUCGAAUUUCCAAUUUUGGAGAUGCUUGUGAUAAUUGAAUGUCCAAAUAUGAAGAUUUUUGGUUUUGGAGAACAACUAACACCAAAGCUCAACAAAGUGAUGAUAGAUAUGUUUGAUGAAGGACGAUGGAUGGGUAACCUUAACUCCACAAUUGAGCAAUUGUUCAUAGAAGAACAAGAGAAAAUUGCAAAGGAAACGACUAAUUGAAGAAAAAGUAGCAGGGGAGACAUGUUUCUUAAGCUCGUUUAAUCAAGGUACUGAAAUUCCCUUCCUCCAAGGCAAAAGGGAAGGGAAGCAAUUCUACAAGGGAAAUUAACAAUAAUGUUACAAGUAUAGAGGGGUUUCUGAUAGUUUAUUCAAAACUGAUCCCCACAAUUAUCUUUACUUAUGGUCAGGCCAAGGAAGAUCUUCCUGUUAAAAUCAACGGCCUUAGGCUUCCUGUCGAUACCAUCUGCCGCAACCCUAACGACUUUGAGUUCGACAAAGAAGCGUGCUCACGGCAGUGAAAAUGCAGGGGAGUACAGGGCAUGGAAUUGUAGCA